Molecule: messenger RNA, 1150 nt
Organism: Branchiostoma belcheri (Belcher's lancelet)
Lineage: Eukaryota; Metazoa; Chordata; Leptocardii; Amphioxiformes; Branchiostomatidae
Product: glutamate receptor ionotropic, kainate 2-like
Exons: 7
Coding region: 1-1137 (378 amino acids)
Biological process (GO): synaptic transmission, glutamatergic; monoatomic ion transport; modulation of chemical synaptic transmission
Cellular component (GO): plasma membrane; postsynaptic membrane
Molecular function (GO): glutamate receptor activity; transmitter-gated monoatomic ion channel activity involved in regulation of postsynaptic membrane potential
Source: RefSeq, a predicted model, not a curated record
AUGCCUUAUUCACACCAACAGGCUGACACUGUCCUGUACGGCGCCACAACUCGCUCCAGGCGCACCGAAGUCCUGGAAUAUUCCUUCCCCAUCGCACACCAAGGCUACUACAUCAUAAACCAGCGCCCUGACAGCUCGCUCAACAUCAUGGACGUCGCCGGUCUGUUCGAGUUCCUGGCGCCGUUCGACAUCUGGGUCUGGGCCGCCAUCGGCGCAGGUCUCCUCGCGGUCACCGUCUCACUUUUCAUCAUCAACUGGCUUAACCCAUUUGAAUGGCACCAGUUGGCAGCCCGCGGCGUGGUGGACAAAGAGGAAGGGAACCACUUCAACCUGGUGCAGAGCGCGUGGUUCACGUAUGGCUGUCUGGUAGGACAGGGCGGAGAAAACCUGCCGAAAUCAACAGCAGGACGGGUUGUUGCUGGGACUUGGUGGUUCUUCGUGCUGGUGACCGUAGCCUCGUACACAGCCAACCUGGCGGCCUUCCUCGGGAGGGCGAACAAAGUGUACGCCGUCCACACCCCUGAACAGCUGGUCGCUGACCGCCUCAUGCCCUAUGGCACCUACAAGGAUUACACUCUGCUGAAGUUCCUGAAGAACACAACUCUGACGCCCUUCAGGGAGAUGGGGAAGUACAUGCAGGAGCACAGCGACACGGCCAUCCUGAACAGGAAGGAGGAGGGGCUGCAGCGGGCUUCCGAGGGAAACUAUGCCUUCAUCGGCGACGCAAACUACGAGUACCUUCUGCAGAACAAGUGGUGUAAUCUGACUUUGGGCUCGGCUCCAUUUUUCAAGUCCAUGAUUGCUUUGCCAUUUCCUGCUGGGUCUCCGUUCAUCGAGCCAAUCAACAGGGCCCUAAUGGAACUGCAGGACGACGGAAUCAUGGAUCACCUUAGGAGCAAGUGGUUGGAGAAACCCGGCAAGUGUAUGAAGCACAAAAAACAAGAUGGCGUCCUCCGCAUCAACAACUUCAAGGGCGUGUUCAUCGUGCUUCUCCUCGGCAUCACCGCCGGCGCUAUCGUCGGGCUGUUCGAGUGCUUCGGACACCAGUGCCGCAAAUGUAUCAAAAAGGUAUGCGGGGAGCGUUCCAAAAACAGCAAGAGUAACGGUGUUGAGCUCCGAAUGGAAAGUGACAUUUAGCAUGUUUUUCCAG